UAGGAAAUUGUUCCAGCAAUUUCUAUAUUUAAAUAUAAAAAUCUUAAAGGAAAAAUGUGUAGGAGCCCUGGUGUUCCCUGGUUUACCAACACAUAUUCAGCUUUUGAUCAUUUUUUUAAUACCAGUAUGAUUAAAUUGGUGAUAUAUUGGAAACUUAAAGUCAGUUUUUUUAUUUUUAUUUUUUUCAUUCACCCCACAGUAGUUUUGCAAUGCUCUGUCAUUUUGGAGCAUCCCUACGUCUAAUCAUAAAACAGAAACAAAGCAAAUUAGGAACCACCAGGAUUCAAGCCUGUGAUAAACUGGAAGAUGCUGAAAUAGCAUUUUCAUGCUUCACAGGAAAGUUUCAUUUCACUAUGAACUGAGAAACAAGACACAAUAAAAAAACAAACAAACUGAUGCCUUCGAGCUCCAUUGAAAUUCGCAGCUUAACUCAAAGGCGAUCCAAACCCUAUGAAGCAAUUAUUAUAGGGGGUGUAUGCAAAUAUUUGAACCUGGGUGGAGUAGAGAAAAUUCACAAUAAAUUCAACUCUAGAUCCUGUUUCUGCAAAGUAAAUAAUGUUGAUAAAAGUGCCAAACUUACUCAUGCAGAUGGUGAUUAUAUGUAAACCUGUAGUUAGCAUUAUGGAGGUGUAGAGAGGGUGAGGGGUUGGGGGUGGCGCAUACGCGAUUAGCCUGGAGUUGAUCCCCUGGGAGCAGAUGGUGAAUGGUGGCUUACCUACAUGCUCUGAGUCCCAGGAGUUAACAGGAGUCUGCAGUCAUGUUGGAAGAUACAAUGCUAGGCUUUAAAGAAGUCUGAGGACUGUGUCUCAUGAAAGAAGAAAGACUGGGAUCACAUCAGACGUGAUGUUGCUGAGCAGUGCUGCUGUUUGGCUGCUGCUCUGUGUUCAGUGCCUGCAUGGCUCUGCCCUCCCUGCCAUGUCCUCCUAUGAGUUCACCGCCUACAGGAUGCAGCAGUACAACCUGGCGCAGCAGAAACAUGGUUGCCGCGGAGCCAUAGUUGUGGCGGAGGCGCGCUCUGCCGACGAACCGUCGCUGACCCGCCGUUGUGUCAUCAUGAAGGUUCAGGACUUCACUGUGGAGAAAUACUUUGAAGCCCUGAGACAGAAUGCUGCUGCUCUGCUGAUCCUACUGCCUCAAAAUAUCUCCGGCGUUCCAGAUGAGACAAUAAAGUCCUUCAUGGUGAGUGAGAACGAGGCCUUACAGAAAGAAACUCUUACUCCAGUCUACGUUGUACCUGAGGAUGAACAGCUGCUUUACAUGUAUGAGGAGGUGAGGCAGGCUGCAGCUUCACGGACCUCAUCCAUGUUUGUCAGAGUUCUUCGGAGUAUGGUCACUGCUACAGCUUUCCAGAUCUUAGUGAGCAACAACAACGCCAUUAAGGCCAUCACUGACAACACCAUAACCACACUGGAGGGUGUGCUCCCUGGAACCGGAGAGGAUGCUCCCACCAUCGUCAUCACCGCCCACUAUGACUCAUACGGACUCGCUCCGUGGCUGUCGUAUGGGGCAGACUCUAAUGGCAGCGGAGUCACCAUUCUGCUGGAGCUGGCAAGUCUUUUCCAGAAACUAUACGGCACCUCCCGUACCAGACCACAAUAUAAUUUAAUGUUUUCCUUGACCGGAGGAGGAAAAUACAACUUCCUCGGCACGAAGAGAUGGAUUGAGGAGAAUCUUGAUCACGCCGAGUCCAGUCUGCUUCACGACAACGUGGCAUUUGUCUUGUGCUUGGACUCGCUGGCCAAAGGUGACGAACUGUACAUGCACGUGUCUCGCCCCCCGAAGCCCGACACUCCUCUGUACUCCUUCAUUGAGCAGCUGGAGGAGGUGGUUUCCUCCAGAUUCCCCUGGGUGAAGGUGGGAUUGGUGCACAAGAAGAUCAAUCUUGUUGAGUCAACGGUGGCCUGGGAGCACGAGCGCUACAGCCUACGGAGGAUCCAGGGCUUCACUCUGUCUCAUGUGGAAGAUCCCAAGUCUGAACUUCGUGGGUCUAUGCUAGAUACAAUGUCCCAAAUCGAUUUUAGAAAACUUAAACGAAACGGGAUUAUCAUAGCUGAAGCUCUGGCCCGGUACAUGUACAAUCUCUCAGACCAGGGUUCACCAAGGGAUAUUCAAGUUUUUAAGGGUCAGCUGGACUUUCAGGACAGCCGCAUGUCCAGUUUGAUGUCCUUUUUGACCUCUGUGCCCCGAGCUGCCCAGCUGCUGCACAAGGAGCCCGGUCAGAUCCUAAUGGUCAACUCACUGGAGCACGAGUUCAAGCACUACCUGCAGCAGGUCCAUAGACACACCUUUCGACAGGACAAGAGGGACCCUGAGAUCACCUUUUUUGAUCAAAUGAACCAACCAAUUGUCAUGUACAGGGUGAAGCCAGCAGCGUUUGAUCUGUUCCUAGGAGGAUGCAUCACUGCAUAUUUGGGGAUUGUUUACUAUUCAAUCCAGAAUUUCGGGCAUCUGUACGCUGCACUCAAAGCUGCAGUGAAAACCAAGCAUCAGUGACGGUUUCAAGGAUCCAGGCUUUUACGGCUUCCUGAGCUCAUGACAGACGUCUGCUUCACAGAACAUUAAAGCAAUCCAGCGCUAAGUUUUCCACAGACAGAGCACAAAGCGUUUGCUUUUGUGCUCUGUCUGCUGUUCACAGAUGUGUACGUUCCUUAGAAAGGACUUUCUAGAGAGUCGUAAAAAAAGAUGCAAAUCAAGAAAUAAAAGUGUUCUGUCAUCAAUCCUGCCGACAGUGUGAAUAACCGGGAUCUGUUGUCCAAUCGAUGA
This is a messenger RNA of Gambusia affinis (western mosquitofish), 2763 nucleotides long. RefSeq names its product Nicalin-1-like. The coding region runs from base 844 to 2493 and encodes 549 amino acids. The transcript has 16 exons. The record is from RefSeq and is a predicted model, not a curated record. NCBI's taxonomy places the organism in Eukaryota, Metazoa, Chordata, Actinopteri, Cyprinodontiformes, Poeciliidae. Gene Ontology annotation, biological process: regulation of signal transduction. Gene Ontology annotation, cellular component: endoplasmic reticulum membrane.